Molecule: messenger RNA, 1285 nt
Organism: Linum tenue
Lineage: Eukaryota; Viridiplantae; Streptophyta; Magnoliopsida; Malpighiales; Linaceae
Source: the annotation of a GenBank genome assembly
GUAUGGAGAUGCCUUGACACCUGGACGGGGAAAAUUGUCUCAAUGAGGAAGAUUUACGUUGAUGAUAUGAAUGAUAUAGCUGCUGUUAUGAGAGAAGUUACCCCUCUCAUGGAUCUCAAGCAUCCUAACACUGUCAGAUUGCUAGAUGUAUUGAUCCACUCGAAUCGGGUUGAGCUUGUUUCUGAGCAUCUGGACUGUGACCUGCUCAAGUACCUUGAGAAACCAGAAAGGAUUACUCAGCCACAGAUAAAAGAGAUGCUGCGUCAGAUACUGAAGGGUCUUGCAAGCUGCCAUUCCAAGAAUCUUGUGCACGGGAACUUGACACCCAAGAGUCUGCUGAUAGACUGCAAGAGCGGGACUGUGAAGCUUUCUGUCUUUGGUCUCACCAGCAUCAAUAAUGUUGUUAGCCACCACUCACAUCAUCAUCAUCAUCAUCAUCAUCAAAGGCUUCAUCCAGAUCCAGGAGGAGAAUAUACUACGUGGGAGAUGAAUGCCGCAUACAUGGCACCUGAAGUGCUUCUGGGCCGCGAGGGAUGCUCCUUUGCUGCAGAUGUGUGGUCAGUGGGAUGUAUCCUCGCCCUUAUGCUUACCAGACAGCAUCUGUUUGCUAUGAAGGGAAAUGAACUGGGAGGUCAAAUACCAUCUCAGUUGGACCAUAUGUUCAGAAUUAGAGGUUCUCCUGAGUGGCUUCUUGGAAAUGCUUCCUCCAACUACCAGCUUCAGGAUCUGACAGCAAAGUUGAACUUUGGGGAUUCAGCUGGCCUUGAUCUUAUCAAGGUAAGUCACAGAAUUUGUUUCCUUCCUAUUCAUUCCUGGUUCCUGUAUUCCCUUCCGGUUAGAAGACAUGGUCAUGAUAGUGAUGAAGUAAUUGGUGUGGUUGUUUUCCAUUGUUGAGCAGAGAAUGCUGUGCUUAGAUCCAGCUCAAAGGAUUACAGUGAGUGAUGCUCUGGCGCAUGAGUACCUUACGAAUGCAUUAGUUAGUUAGCUGGGAUGAUGAACAACAACUGGUAAAUAGUGAAAAUGUGCUGCUAGAGUAACCUGGGAUGAACAAUUGUAAAUUCUGCCUCGUUUUUGAUAGAUAGAUAGAUAGAUAGAUAGAGAGAGAUAGGCUCCAAUUUUGACUUCACCCACUGAGGUUCCCCUGUAAAUUUUGAGUUCAUCCACUGUAACCAAACGUUUCUUGUGCCCAUCAGAUUUCAAUAUUGAGACAGUCUUAUAGGCCUUUUUCUGGAUUUUGUGGUCAACAUUUCACUUGACAAGUUGAUUUUCUUUGUCAACUUUGCCC